UCUCAGUUUCUGAGCGCCGCCACAGUUGGCUAUGCACGUUUUCGCGUCUCGCUUCUAGGCUUGACAUAUCUUAUUUUCCAUAUCUUUCCAUGUGCCCUUUACUGGGAUAUACGCAAUUUCAAGGUGCACCAGCCGGGAGCCGGUUGUCUGCUAAGGAAGUGCUAACAAAGGAUUUUAGCAUGAAACUGUAAGAAUGACGACAAAGUUUGCCAUGUUGAUUUCGUUUACGAUAGGAUCACGAUAUUAUCGAAAAAUACCAUAGCCAAACAUAAAUCAUGGCUUGGCCUUUUAAGAGCUUGUUACUGGCGGCUUCUUUGGUCACUCAUGUUGGUUUCCUGGAUGCUAAAAGUCACUUUAGACAGAAUGUGAAAUCAACCACAAGUGAACCGGAAGACCUGGAACUGGAAGUAGUUCGUUUUGGUGCCAUACUACCCAAAACGUCACUCAUAACAGUAUCGAGACAGUAUAACAAGAAAAUAACUGACUCAUUGGAAACUCUUACGAAAGGAAGGAAUGCCAAAUUUAGUUUUGGUCGAUAUCAAAAAGUCGUGAAACCAUUAAUAGUUCCCCUUCCUUUAGACCCAAGUCCAACUGUGGUGCUGAACGCUCUGUGCCAACAGAUGCUGCCAGAAAAUGUUAUUUCCAUCCUUUAUUUAACGAACGCAGAGGUCUACGGUAGCAACGCAGCAUCUGCUCAAUACCUGUUACAACUAACUGGAUAUUUAGGAAUACCUGUUAUUGCUUGGAACGCUGAUAACAUCGGUCUUGAAAAGAAUCAGAGGCUUCCACAAUCUCAAGUUUUACAACUAGCACCGUCCGUGGAGCAUCAGUCAUCGGCAAUGCUUAGCAUCCUCAGGAGAUACUCCUGGCACAAAUUCGCCAUCGUCACCAGCCAAAUUGGAGGACAUGACGACUUUGUUAGAGCAAUCAGAGAUCAAGUCCUUGCCAUAGUAGAUUUCAAAUUCACGAUAAUGGAUAUCUAUACAUUAAAAGCACGUGAUCCUGAAGAGGCUCGUCACGAAAUGUUAGAGCUUGCAAAUAGUGAGGCCAGAGUUUUUCUACUUUAUUGCAAUCGCCAAGAAGCAAUGUACAUCAUGAGAGCUGCAAAUGAAUUGGAUCUAACGGGAAAGAAUUACAUUUGGAUCGUUACUCAAUCAAUUGUUGGCCCAGCCUUUUCUAAUACACCACCUCCGCCAGAUUUUCCACCAGGUCUUCUGGGUAUACAUUUUAAUACAACGAUGCACCGUUUGAUGGAAGAAAUAGAACGAUCAGUCAAAAUAUUUGUUCAUGGCUUAGAACAGUUCCUAGAAGAUCCUCAGAAUGUAAAUAUGUCUCUGGCUCACAAUUUGAAUUGCACCUCGAAUAGUGAUAUAAAAUGGAACAAAGGCGAGCACUUUUUUAAAUACUUGCGUAAUGUGAGCAUAAAGGAGAAAGGGGGGAAGGCUGAUUUAGAAUUCAAUCUAGACGGAACCCUCAAGUAUGUUGAACUGGAAGUUAUGAACCUUAACAACAUGGGAUUCUGGGAAAAGAUCGGUGUAUGGACGGAAGAUGGAUUGGACAUUAAGGACAUUGUGUGGCCUGGAGAUUCACCAGUUCCUCCACCGGGAGUUCCAGAGAAAUUCAACAUGAAGAUCACGUUCAUGGAAGAACCUCCUUAUGUGAAUCUAGUUCCUCCAGAUAAUGAGACGGGGGAGUGUGAGACAAGCAGAGCUGUGCGUUGCAGGGUGGCUCCCAGAUCAGCUAUAGAGGGGGCUAACAUUACGAUGGCCAUGCGUAACUCUAAUUAUUUUAUGUGCUGUUCCGGUUUCUGCAUUGACCUGCUGCAAAAGUUUGCCAAUGAUUUGAGAUUCAGUUAUGAUCUGUAUCGUGUAGAGGAUGGAAUAUGGGGAGUCUUUGAGAACAACACAUGGAACGGAUUGAUUAAGGAAAUCUUGGACGGAAAUGCCGACAUGGUAGUUACUUCUAUUAAGAUCAAUUCAGAACGACAAAAAGCAGUCGAUUUCACGGUUCCAUUCAUGGAGACAGGAAUCGCAAUAGUUGUCGCCAAAAAGACUGGAAUUAUUUCGCCCAAAGCCUUCCUAGAACCAUUUGAUACAACGUCAUGGUUGAUGAUCCUUCUUAUCAGUAUACAAUUUGCGGCGAUAGCAAUUUUCUUCUUCGAAUGGCUGAGCCCCUCGGGCUAUGACAUGAAAAUGUUACCCCCCAGAGAGCACCGUUUCUCGCUGUUUCGUACUUAUUGGCUAGUGUGGGCCAUUCUGUUUGGGGCAGCGGUCAACGUGGACUGCCCGAGGGGUUACACUGCCCGCUUCAUGUCGAAUGUGUGGGCAAUGUUCGCCGUAGUCUUUCUCGCCAUCUAUACUGCCAAUUUGGCUGCCUUUAUGAUUACUAGAGAAGAAUUUUAUGACCUCACAGGAAUUGAAGACGAAAGGCUAUACAAUCCACGCAAGACUACCCCUCCAUUCCGGUACGGCACCAUACCCCACGGAAACACGGAAGCUGUGCUAAGAGUCAACAAGCCCGAACUUUUUCAAUACAUGAAGGCAUUCAAGAAGAAAACCGUACUUGAAGGCAUCAGGGCAGUCAAGAAAUCGGAAUUGGAUGCAUUUAUUUAUGAUGCUACCGUACUGGAGUACUUAGUCGGCCAGGAUAAUGAAUGCCGUCUUCUAACUGUUGGGUCUUGGUACGCCAUGACUGGAUAUGGAUUUGCUAUGCCAAAGGAAUCCAAAUAUCUUCAAGUAUUUAACAAAAAAAUGAUAGAAUAUAGAGAAAAUGGGGACAUCGAACGUUUGCAACGAUUUUGGCUACAAGGAGUUUGUAAACCGCAAAACCAGAAACGUAAUGCCAGCAACCCUCUAGAUAUCAACCAAUUUAUGAGUGCCUUUUUGCUUCUUGGAUGCGGAGUGCUUUUUACACUUUUUCUGCUUGGAUUGGAGCAUGUUUAUUUCUUUUAUGUAAGGAAACACAUCUCCAAAAAAGACAAUGGCGGAUGCUGUACACUUGUUAGCCUCAGCAUGGGCAAGUCCUUGAGCUUUCGUGGAGCUGUAUACGAGGCUCAGGACCUGAUCAAGCACCAUAGAUGCAAAGAUCCGGUCUGUGACACUCAGCUUUGGAAAGUGAAACAUGAAUUAGACAUGGCAAGAAUCAGGAUUCGCAAGCUCGAAAGUUUUAUUCUUACAUUGCAAGGAAACAACGCAAUUCCCGCCAUCAAUCAAGCUAGAGACCUCACAAGGAAUCACGUGAUAACGAACGAGCCAAUCAAGAAUGCAUUAGCGAUUUUAUCUAAAGAGCCCAUUACUCAAUCAUACACCGAGAUAGCAGAAAUUGAGACUGUAUUAUGAUUCUUUAUAAUUAUAUAUAAUAUUUGUUCCUGAGAAAAAUUGUGUGGGUAAAUUUACCUUUUAACCUCUCACUUGUUAUGGCAUGCAUGUAUAUAAUUCUAUGGAUAAUAAAAGUAUACAUUAUUUACUCUCAUC
Parasteatoda tepidariorum (common house spider) is the source of this 3473-nucleotide messenger RNA. The record is from RefSeq and is a predicted model, not a curated record. Lineage: Eukaryota; Metazoa; Arthropoda; Arachnida; Araneae; Theridiidae.